Messenger RNA from Apis laboriosa (Himalayan honeybee), 2869 nucleotides. Its product is annotated as protein Aster-B-like. Gene Ontology annotation, molecular function: sterol transfer activity; sterol binding. Lineage: Eukaryota; Metazoa; Arthropoda; Insecta; Hymenoptera; Apidae. The record is from RefSeq and is a predicted model, not a curated record. Gene Ontology annotation, cellular component: endoplasmic reticulum-plasma membrane contact site; plasma membrane; endoplasmic reticulum membrane. Gene Ontology annotation, biological process: intracellular sterol transport. The coding region runs from base 376 to 2616 and encodes 746 amino acids. The transcript has 14 exons.
GCUCAGUAUUUUUUAUUUCAUUUUAAACAGUGAUAUGCAUUGAUAAAGAUUUUGAAUGAUAAGAAAGCGUGAAUUUAAUGAUUAGAAAAAAGCUUCAUAAUAAUAUAAGACUACAUAAAUGACAAUGAUUGAUGUAUGUUAUUUGAAAUGACUUGUCAUUUCCUUAACGAUUAUAUAGUUCGUGAAAAUUACACAUAUGUUGUGUUUCCAAAAUGUAUUAACAAUAAAGAUAGUGCAUUAUAUUAUUAGUAAUUAUUAUCGAACAUUAAUUGUAAUGCUAUUAUGCUUUAAUGUAAAUUAUUGUAUUCUAUUCUAAAAUUGUGACAAGUUCAUAGAUUCAGUAAACAAAAUUUAUAAGUACGCUAUAUAAUUAUUAUGUACUUUGAAGUAGAAUCUAUUCAAAAAUAUCCAACCGUAACCAUGAACAAAUCAGUGGAAGAUUUAUUGAUAUCUAGUCGUGAAGUUAUGACUAAUGUAAAUUCUACUGGAUUUGAAAAUCAGAAUCCAACAAUGAAUAUAGGAAAUGGUAUAUCAGAUAAUAUUCAAGAAACAAUUACUGGAGGAAAUGGAGAAAAAGGUAGUCCAGUUUCAAGUCCAAAUUUAUCUCCACGCCCUAGUCCAAAAGUUCGUAAUAAACGAGAUCAUUCCAAAUUAAAUCAUGAUUUAAAUACCAAAGAAUCUAAUAGUAUGAACAAAUUGGAUGAACAUCAAUUACAUCAACAACAAGAUAUAACAAACAAAUCAUCAGAUUCUUCUCAAGUUAUAAAAAGUUCACAUGAAGGAAAAAAAGAAACACGAAGCAGUGAACGAAAUAAAAAAAAAUCUUGGUAUCAUGUUUUAUAUCCAACUUAUAAAUCUAGAUCUGAUGAUUUUAAGAGAAUAUUUAAAGAUGUACCAGAUGAUGAAAGAUUAGUUGUUGAUUAUUCAUGUGCAUUGCAACGUGAAAUAUUAGUUCAUGGAAGACUCUAUGUAUCUCAAAAUUAUGUAUGCUUUUAUGCAAACAUUUUUAGUUGGGAAACUUUAGUAUGUUUACGUUGGAAGGAUGUUACAUCUAUUACUAAAGAAAAAACUGCACUUGUAAUUCCUAAUGCAAUUUUAAUAUGCACUGCCACUGAUAAAUUUUUUUUGACAUCUUUUGGUGCAAGGGAUAAAACAUAUGUAAUGUUAUUUCGUGUAUGGCAAAAUGCACUUAUUGGUGAGCCAAUGAAUGCACCUGAAUUAUGGCAACUUGUACAUUCUUGUUAUGGAGAUGAAUUAGGUUUAACUUCAGAUGAUGAAGAUUAUGUUCCACCAUUACCUCCAGCUGAUGAAGAGAAGCUAUCUACAAGAUUAUCUGUAGAAUCAUUUUCUGAGGUAGAAAGUGGUAACAUAGAACAUUCAAUAACUGAAGCACCAGAUACAAUUGAAUCAAAGGCAGAAGUACAUCAUUUACCUCGACCAGAUCCUACUAUUGAUGCAACGGAUUUAAGUGAUACAACAGAAAGUGAAGCUGAAAAACAUGCAUUAAAAUUAAGUGUUCGGGGCACUGUAAUAUGUACUUCAUCACAUGAAGGUCGUCAAAUAGGCAAAGCUACAUUUCCUAUUCAUAUUGAUCAACUAUUUACCUUGCUAUUUACAAAUUCAAAAUUCUUUCUUGAUUUUCAAACUGCUCGCAAAACUACUGAUUUAGUACAAUCAGCAUGGACCCAAAAUGAACAAACUGGUCAGAAAGUUAGAAAUUUAUCAUUUACAAUAGCAUUAUCUCAAGCUAUUGGACCAAGAACUUCUAAUAUAUCAGAAACUCAGAUAAUGUUACCAUGUAGUAGACCAGGUUAUUUAUAUAGUAUUGAUGUAGAAAGUGUAAAUGCUGGAAUUCCAUAUGCAGAUUCUUUUUCCGUUUUAAUUCAUUAUUGUAUUACUAGUAUUUCUGAAAAUGAAACAAAUAUGGCAAUUUAUGCUCAAAUAAAGUACAAAAAAAAUGUAUGGGGUUUUGUAAAAAGUGUUAUUGAAAAGAAUUGUUGGGCUGGAAUGGAUGAAUAUUUUACAAGUUUAAUAAAAGCAUUAACUAUAGAAUGUGAAGAAAAUAACGGAAGUGGAGGAGUAAAAAGAAAAACAAGAAGAAGACGUCGUGCUACAGGUCCUGGUAUUUCUUUACAAACUCAUACUUCAGAUCACACAUCUUCCACUCUACAAAAUUCUUUAAAUUUGCCACAUAUUAAUGAUAAUACUGUUUCUGCUGCACGAGGUGAUUCUAAUAUGAUAAUUAGUUCAAUGCUUUUGAUUGCUGUCUUAUGUUUAAUGGUAAUUAAUGGUUUAUUAUAUUAUAAAUUAUGGGGUUUAGAAGAAGCUGCAGCCUAUACUAUUAUGGAUUUACAUGUAUUAAAAAAUACACCAAAAACUGAAGAAGAUUGGAUUCAUUUAUUACAACAGCAAGAAAGUUUACAUAACAUAGAAAUGAGAAAAUGGCAAAGAGUAUUGCAUACUGCUGCACAAUUGCUUAGACAAACAGAAGAAUCAUUAACAGAAUUACAAAUGAGUAUUCAUCCUACUGCAACAGAAAAAAUGUUUUCCGUGUUAAAACCAAGUUUAAAAAGCUAUAAUUCUCAUACAGAACAGCGAAGUCAUUCAGAAAUAUAAAAAAAAGGAAUAUGUAAAAAUAUUCUGACAAAAAUAACAUAUACAAGUGCGCUGUGAUGAUGAUGAUGAUGAUGAUUAUCUAUAAUUCCAAAUGCACAAUAAUAUGUAUCUAAAUUCAAACUAUUUAUGAUUGAUAGAAAAUGCAAUUUAAAUUUGUUCCUUUUUAUUACUUUAAUGUUUAUAAAAUAUGUUGUGUGAAAUUUUUUGCACAUAGAAUAUUAUGAUAAGUUACAUUGUUGUAUAAUAUAUUUCU